Sphaeramia orbicularis (orbiculate cardinalfish) is the source of this 1551-nucleotide messenger RNA. It is a transcript of the gene cnr2, whose product is annotated as cannabinoid receptor 2. The record is from RefSeq and is a predicted model, not a curated record. The transcript is spliced from 4 exons. Lineage: Eukaryota; Metazoa; Chordata; Actinopteri; Kurtiformes; Apogonidae. The coding region runs from base 186 to 1346 and encodes 386 amino acids. Gene Ontology annotation, cellular component: membrane. Gene Ontology annotation, molecular function: cannabinoid receptor activity. Gene Ontology annotation, biological process: G protein-coupled receptor signaling pathway.
GUGGGGGGGGGCAACUGCAAGAAUAGACUGGCAGAUGGUGAAGACACGACCCUGUCGCACACUUUGCCACCAGUCAGGUCUGCAUAGGUCUGAACGGUCAUGUUGUGGUUGAUCUGCUGUUGAGAGACACCAAAUAAAUCAGAUCACCUAAGAGAGCGACAUAAGACCAAUAAACAGCAGCUGAAAUGGACGCAUGGGAAGUUCCCACGUGUUUAGGAACCACAGAAGCGAAAGACAAUGUUUCAUCAGCAGUUAACAAAUCCUGUGAGAAUCUAGAGUGCUACAUGGUCCUGAUGAAGGCGGAGAAGACGGCCAUCGGCUCCAUCUGUUUCCUGGCUGGUCCCAUCACACUCCUGGAGAACACCCUGGUCCUGCUGGUGAUCGUCGCUACAGCCACACUGCGUCAGCGACCCUCCUAUCUGUUCAUCGGCAGCCUGGCUUUGGCUGAUGUUUUCGCCAGCUGCUUCUUCACCACCAGCUUCCUGGACUUCCACCUCUUCCGUCGCAGUGAUGGCCCCACUGCCUACCUGUUCAAGUUAGGUGGUGUUACAAUGGCCUUUACCAGCUCUGUAGGAAGCUUACUACUAACAGCCUUGGACCGCUACCUCUGUAUCCACCAGGCAUCCAGCUACAAAAUACUGCUGACCCGCCGCAGAGCCCUGCUGAGCCUGCUGGUUCUAUGGAGCGCCACCACCUUCAUCUCCUUCUUGCCUCUAAUGGGUUGGAGGUGUCCGACAGGGCUCGUCCCACCCUGUUCACGCCUCUUCCCCUACAUCAACUCGGGUUAUCUGGCCUGCUGGACCAGCUUCAUCUUGGUUCUACUGACACUAAUCUUAGGGGCAUAUGCUCUCAUCCUAUGGAAAGCCCACCGCCAUGAAGCCUCCAUGACCAGCAUCCAGGGAGCAGCAGGAUCAGGCCAGGCCCGCAUGAGGAUGGACAUCCGGCUGGCGCGCACCUUUGGACUCAUUCUGCUCAUACUUGUGGGUUGCUGGCUUCCUGCGCUCUCCUUCAUGAUCGCUGACGUAUCCAUGCUCCUGACUCACACCCAACAAAGGGCCUUCGCCUUCUGUAGCACCCUCUGCCUGGUCAACUCUGCAGUCAACCCACUGCUGUACGCCUUGCGCUGUCGGGAGCUAAGAGUCGCUCUGCAGCAGUUGUUUCACAGACUUUGUGAGAUUGGAAGGUGUAAGAAAUUGACAGAGCACUUAACUCCAGAAUUAGCCUCCGGACAUGAUAUCAGCUGUACAACCAUCUCUGAGAAUGAGAUGCACAGGACCAGAACCACCACCCAGCUAACCACAGUUUCGGAAAUAGUGACCAAGCAGCAGAAGAGCAUUAGAACAUAAGUAAAGUAUGGAGAUUAAAUAGAAAACAGCUGUACAGAUGUAAAAGAAAAAGCAUUUUAGAAGUGGCUAUGGUACUGUGCUGAGGAAAGAAGUACAAAUACACUGCAAAUAUCAAAAUCUUACCAAGUGUAUUUUUCUCAGUUGUAGUCAAAAUAUCUCAUCACAUUUAAAAUAAGACAUAAUCACCUAAAGCACAGGUGACAAA